This is a messenger RNA of Ylistrum balloti, 1551 nucleotides long. RefSeq names its product cytochrome P450 3A2-like. Gene Ontology annotation, molecular function: heme binding; iron ion binding; steroid hydroxylase activity. The transcript has 14 exons. The coding region runs from base 1 to 1551 and encodes 516 amino acids. The record is from RefSeq and is a predicted model, not a curated record. NCBI's taxonomy places the organism in Eukaryota, Metazoa, Mollusca, Bivalvia, Pectinida, Pectinidae.
AUGGAGAUCUUCGGUAUAUACGUGCCAAUCUGGAUCAGUCUGAUGGUGGCAGCUAUUAUCCUGUAUACUUUUUUGAUGAGUCGUGACUUCUUGACCUUCUGGAGGAUGGGAAUACCGGGUCCCACGCCUUUACCGAUUGUCGGUAACCGAAUGAGCAUGACGUCGAAGGGUGUCCGUGCCUUUGACCAGACGUCGCUUAAGAAAUAUGGAAAAGUUUACGGACAUUUCGAUAUGCUGUCUACAAACUUAGUCGUAGCCGACAAGGAGAUGAUGAGAGAAAUUCUUGUAAAACAGUUUAAUAACUUCCCAGAUAGAAGAACAUUUGGGGAAGGUUUCGCCGGCGAUAUGGAUCAUGGACUGGCCGGUGUUAAAGGUACCAACUGGAAAUACAUGAGAAGUGUUAUCACUCCUGCAUUUUCGUCUGGGAAACUUCGCCAGAUGGUACCAUUGAUCCAGGACGGGUGUAAUACUCUGAUAAAAACUGCCCGGAACGCCAUCCAAACUGGUGACGGUGGCCAAGUGGAAAUGAAAAGGCUAUUUGGGGGAUUCACAAUGGAUGUUAUUAGUUCCACUGCCUUUGGCAUCAAGGUGGAUUCCCAGAAUAACCCAGAUGACCUCUUUGUGAUACACGCCAAGAGAAUGUUCGACUUUUCACUUACCAAACUAUGGGUUCUAGCUAUAGUAUUCUUUCCAGCGAUAAAACCACUUCUGAUAAAGUUCGGGGCUUCCCUCUUCCCAAAGGAUAGCCUGGCUUACUUCCGCAAUCUAACGUUCAAAAUGCUGAAUGAAAGAAAAGAAAACAAAGAGAUGGGUCGCAAAGAUUUCCUCCAGUUGAUGAUUGAUGCUCAGGAAGGAAGACUCGAAGUUGAUGAUGCAGAUGAGGAUUCAAAAGAACACAGUGAUCUAUGGUCAAUACGAAAGCAUCACGGACUAACAUAUCAUGAAAUUCUGGGAAAUGCAGAACUGUUCUUUGUUGCGGGAUACGAAACAACGGCUAUAGCAUUAACAAUGAAUGCUUACAAUCUCGCUAGUCAUCCAGAAUGUCAAGACAGAUUGCGUCAAGAAAUCGAGGAAAAUAUCGGAUCGGAAGAGAUCGACUUCGAGAAUGUGAAGAAUCUACAAUAUCUCGACAUGUGUAUCAACGAGACAUUGCGACUGUAUCCUACAGCUGUGAGAUUUGAUAGAGUGUGCGUAAAAACCUCUCAGAUUAAGAACAUUACUAUACCAGCGGGGAUGGCGGUCAGUGUUCCUGUUUAUGCGAUACAUCACGAUCCCGAUAUCUGGGAAAACCCGGAUGUUUUCAAUCCAGAGAGAUUUUCGUCCACCGAGAAAGCUAGCCAUGAUCCGUUGGAUUUCAUACCGUUUGGUUAUGGUCCUCGCCAAUGUGUCGCAAUGCGACUCGCUUUUAUGGAAGCAAAGAUGGCAACAGUUCAUAUCGUGCGCAACUUCCGGUUGCAUGUCGGCAGCAAAACUGAGAUCCCUCCGACUAUGGAGGAGAAGGCGAUAGUUAAACCUCUGUCGAUGUGGUUGAAGCUUGAGGAGAUAAAAUGA